AUGGUAUUUCUGAUUGGGAAUGUGAAUUCUGGAAAUGGAACUUGGCAUGGGUCCCUUUCUGAUCCCACCCAAUCCACAUUCUCUUUGGUUGAUGAGGAUCAUACAUUCGCAAAUGCUGUCAGAUUUCCUUUGAAUCAGGAUCCAAGGACGAAAUUCUGUGGGUACAGCAUUCCUCAUCCAUCAGAUAACCGAGUUAAUAUUAGAAUCCAGACUACAGGUGAUCCCACAAAAGAUGUAUUCAAAGAUGCAUGCCAGGAUCUCAUGGUGAUGUGCCAGCAUGUGAGCAACACUUUUGACAAGGCUGUGGUUGAUUUCAAAGUGAGCAACUCUGUGGAGGGCAUGGAUAUUGAAUCAGAUAGUUAAAUUGCUCAUCUUAGAUUCUUGUUUAUAUGCUUACUUUUGAUUACAAAUGUAGGUUAUGGUGGAUGCAUAAUAUUAACGUACAAGUUUAAUUAUCGGUUUCAUGUAUCCAGGUCCGCAGUUGUAGCAAAAUGAUGUCAGUUACUUUGUUCUUCUAAUGGAAGAAGUUGAUUAUCCUUUUUCUCUCUUUUUCCAGACUU
Rosa rugosa (rugosa rose) is the source of this 560-nucleotide messenger RNA. RefSeq lists its product as uncharacterized. Lineage: Eukaryota; Viridiplantae; Streptophyta; Magnoliopsida; Rosales; Rosaceae. Gene Ontology annotation, cellular component: RNA polymerase I complex; RNA polymerase III complex. Gene Ontology annotation, biological process: DNA-templated transcription. Gene Ontology annotation, molecular function: DNA-directed RNA polymerase activity; protein dimerization activity. Bases 1 to 363 code for a protein of 120 amino acids. The transcript is spliced from 4 exons. The record is from RefSeq and is a predicted model, not a curated record.